This is a messenger RNA of Peronospora matthiolae, 402 nucleotides long. The record is from the annotation of a GenBank genome assembly. NCBI's taxonomy places the organism in Eukaryota, Oomycota, Peronosporomycetes, Peronosporales, Peronosporaceae.
AUGGUUGGCCUAGGGCCGAGUGAUAAAGGAUGUGAUUCCUUUGAUGUGUGCGUGUGUGUGGUGGCACGUGAAACUACACCGAGUGCGGUCGGCCGUGAGAGCACCGCACUUAAUGUCGGUAAUGACAUUGUUGGCCAUAUGCCAUUUAUUGUGGGCGGCCGUGAAGUAACCACACUUAACGUCGGUAAUGAUAUUGUUGGCGAUACGCCGUAUAGUGUGGACGGCCGUGAGGGCACCACAACUAAUGUCGGUAAUGACCUUAUUGGCGAUACUCCAUUUAGUGUGUGCGGCCGUGAAGGCACCACGCUUAACGUCGGUAAUGGCGUUGUUGGCGAUACGCCGUAUAGUGUGGGCGGCCGUGAAUGCACCACACCUAAUGACGGUAAUGACUUUGUUGGCUAG